AUGGCUGGUAGAAAGACUAACAACGCACAAGCAACUUUCACCAACUGCCUACGUGGUGUGAUCGAAGAAGCUGAUGCACUUGCGAGACAAGAAAACGUUGAAUUGGCCCUUUGGCUCGAAUCUCCAGCUGGACAACCGUAUGUGUACAAAACUCCGGGCUUCAACACUGUGUCUAGGCGUUAUCGAAAUGCUAGUCAGGCUAGGAUUCGCCAAAAUCAAGCCACACUCGAUCGUAUCACGAAAGAGCUGGCAGAAGAGAAGGAGCGGGCAAAGGUUCUGAAGAAGAGGGAAGAAGAGUUGUUCAAAAAACAUGAGGUCAAAGAGAUUGCAGAUAUGAACUUGGAGGAGUUACUUGCCUUCAAGGAAAAGCUGGAAAUUCUCCGUGAGACUAUCAAUAGUGCUACUAAGUAG
This is a messenger RNA of Microthlaspi erraticum, 411 nucleotides long. The record is from the annotation of a GenBank genome assembly. Lineage: Eukaryota; Viridiplantae; Streptophyta; Magnoliopsida; Brassicales; Brassicaceae.